CAGGAGACUUUGCCAGAUUGCACUUCUGUCAGUCCAGGAUCGGAGAACGAGAGCAGCGAGAGGGGGAGAGAGAGAGAGAGAGACAGCAGGGGGUCCCAGUGUUUAUCCUUCUAGAGAGAGCGUAAAGUUUCCUGUUUUCUGUUCCUCCUCCUCCUCCUCUGGUUCUCGCCGAAGCGUCGCCUUAAAGAGAGGAUGGAGAACGCCCACGCCAAAGAGACGGCCGACAUCCUGGCGCACUUCGUGGUGGACGAGGAGACCGGCCUGUCGCCCGACCAGUUCCAGAGCUACCUCGCCAAGUAUGGCUACAACGAGCUUCCGGCUGAGGAAGGGAAGAGCAUCUGGGAGCUGGUGGUGGAGCAGUUUGAGGACCUCCUGGUCCGCAUCCUCCUACUGGCCGCCUGCAUCUCCUUCGUGCUCGCUCUGUUCGAGGAAGGCGAGGAGACGGUGACGGCCUUCGUCGAGCCCCUGGUCAUCCUCCUCAUCCUCAUCGCCAACGCUGUGGUCGGAGUCUGGCAGGAGCGCAACGCGGAGAGCGCCAUCGAGGCGCUGAAGGAGUACGAGCCGGAGAUGGGGAAGGUGUACCGCACCGACAAGAAGAGUGUGCAGAUGGUCAAGGCCCGGAUGAUCGUCCCCGGCGACGUGGUGGAGGUCUCCGUGGGCGACAAAGUGCCAGCCGACAUCAGACUCAUCUCCAUCAAGUCCACCACACUACGGGUCGACCAGUCCAUCCUCACUGGUGAGUCUGUCAGUGUGAUCAAACACACCGAUGCUGUCCCCGACAUGCGAGCUGUCAAUCAGGACAAGAAGAACAUGCUGUUCUCGGGCACCAACAUCGCGGCCGGCAAGGCCAUCGGCAUCGCCGUGGCAACCGGCGUCACCACGGAGAUCGGGAAGAUCCGCGACCAGAUGGCGGCGACGGAGCAGGAGAAGACGCCGCUGCAGCAGAAGCUGGACGAGUUCGGAGAGCAGCUCUCCAAGGUCAUCUCCCUGAUCUGCGUGGCCGUCUGGAUGAUCAACAUCGGCCACUUCAACGACCCGGUGCACGGGGGCUCCUGGAUCCGCGGCGCCGUCUACUACUUCAAGAUCGCCGUGGCGCUCGCUGUGGCCGCCAUCCCCGAGGGCCUGCCCGCCGUCAUCACCACCUGCCUGGCGCUGGGCACACGGCGCAUGGCCAAGAAGAACGCCAUCGUGAGGUCGCUGCCCUCGGUGGAGACGCUAGGCUGCACCUCCGUCAUCUGCUCCGACAAGACGGGCACCCUGACCACCAACCAGAUGUGUGUCACCAAGAUGUUCAUCAUCGAUAAGGUGGACGGUGACGACGUCUCUCUGGGACAGUUUGAGAUCUCCGGCUCCAAGUACACACCUGAGGGGGAAGUCACGCGGAACGGCGCCCUGGUGAAGUGCGGGCAGUACGACGGGCUGGUGGAGCUCGCCACCAUCUGCGCUCUGUGCAACGACUCGUCCCUGGACUACAACGAGUCCAAGGGGAUCUACGAGAAGGUGGGCGAGGCCACGGAGACGGCUCUGAGCUGCCUGGUGGAGAAGAUGAACGUGUUCGACUCGGAGGUGCGCGGCCUGUCCAACGUGGACCGGGCCAACGCCUGCUGUGUCGUGAUCAAACACCUGAUGAAGAAGGAGUUCACGCUGGAGUUCUCCCGCGACAGGAAGUCCAUGUCAGUGUUUUGCUCCCCCGCCAAGUCCUCCAAGGCGGUCGGCAACAAGAUGUUUAUCAAGGGCGCCCCGGAGGGGGUGAUCGACCGCUGCGCCUACGUCCGCGUGGGCACCGACCGCGUGCCGCUGACGGAGCCCAUCAAGGAGCACCUGCUGAAGAUCAUCAAGGAGUGGGGCACGGGGCGCGACACGCUGCGCUGCCUGGCGCUCGCCACGCGCGACUCGCCCCUCCGCCGCGACCAGAUGGUGCUGGAGGACGCCACCAAGUUCAUCAACUACGAGACGGAGCUGACCUUCGUGGGCUGCGUGGGCAUGCUGGACCCCCCCCGCAAGGAGGUCAAGAGCUCCAUCGAGCUCUGCAGGGCGGCCGGCAUCAGGGUCAUCAUGAUCACCGGGGACAACAAGGGCACGGCCGUGGCCAUCUGCCGGCGCAUCGGUAUCUUCACGGAGGAGGAGGACGUGGCGGGGAAGGCCUACACGGGUCGCGAGUUUGACGACCUGCUGCCCCACGAGCAGAAGAACGCGGUGCGGAAGGCCUGCUGCUUCGCCCGCGUGGAGCCCUCCCACAAGUCCAAGAUCGUGGAGGUCCUGCAGAGCUUCGACGAGAUCACCGCCAUGACCGGGGACGGUGUGAACGACGCCCCCGCCCUGAAGAAGGCGGAGAUCGGCAUCGCCAUGGGCUCUGGCACCGCCGUUGCCAAGUCGGCCUCUGAGAUGGUCCUCGCUGACGACAACUUCUCCUCCAUCGUGUCGGCGGUUGAGGAGGGGCGCGCCAUCUACAACAACAUGAAGCAGUUCAUCAGAUACCUCAUCUCCUCCAACGUGGGCGAGGUGGUCUGUAUCUUCCUGACGGCGGCGCUGGGCCUCCCAGAGGCGUUGAUCCCGGUCCAGCUGCUGUGGGUCAACCUGGUGACGGACGGUCUGCCCGCCACCGCGCUGGGCUUCAACCCCCCCGACCUGGACAUCAUGGGCAAGAGGCCGCGCUCCCCCAAGGAGCCCCUCAUCUCCGGGUGGCUCUUCUUCAGAUACAUGGUCAUCGGAGGUUACGUCGGCGCGGCCACCGUUGCAGCUGCGGCCUGGUGGUUCAUGUACUGUGAUGAGGGACCCAUGAUCAGCUUCUACCAGCUGUCCCACUUCAUGCAGUGCAGCAAUGACAACGAGGACUUUGAGGGGGUCCACUGCCACGUGUUCGAGGCCGCGCCCCCCAUGACCAUGGCGCUGUCCGUCUUGGUCACCAUCGAGAUGUGCAACGCCCUGAACAGCCUGUCGGAGAACCAGUCCCUGGUGCGCAUGCCUCCCUGGAGCAACCUGUGGCUGGUGGGGGCCAUGACACUCUCCAUGUCCCUGCACUUCAUGAUCAUCUACGUGGACCCCCUCCCUAUGAUCUUCAAGCUGACCCACCUGAACGUGGAGCAGUGGCUCAUGGUGCUGAAGCUCUCCUUCCCCGUCAUCCUCCUCGACGAGGUGCUGAAGUUCGUGGCCCGGACGUCCCCCGAAGGGAAAGUCUAACGGCCGAUCCAAGCUGUGAGAGCAGCCGAGGCCAGCAGGGGGCAGCAGAGAGCCGAGCGACAGAAGAGAGACGCGCUGUCGCUCAUUCAAGGCAUCACAAAAAAGAAGAAAAUGUGACGUGUGAAAGAUCGGUUAACGCAAAAAGCGAUCAGGAGACCGACGGAAAAAAUUACCUGAAAAAACAGCUAAAGUAUUUUUUGUGUAUGUAUUGAAAUCAUAUAUAGGUGAGAGUUUAAACUAUUCUGUGAUUAUUCUAUUCUUAAAGAAUAAAGCUAUAUAUUAAAGAGUA
This is a messenger RNA of Gadus macrocephalus (Pacific cod), 3469 nucleotides long. RefSeq names its product ATPase sarcoplasmic/endoplasmic reticulum Ca2+ transporting 1 (gene atp2a1). The record is from RefSeq and is a predicted model, not a curated record. Gene Ontology annotation, cellular component: membrane. Lineage: Eukaryota; Metazoa; Chordata; Actinopteri; Gadiformes; Gadidae. Gene Ontology annotation, biological process: intracellular calcium ion homeostasis; calcium ion transmembrane transport. The transcript has 25 exons. Gene Ontology annotation, molecular function: ATP binding; P-type calcium transporter activity; ATP hydrolysis activity. The coding region runs from base 193 to 3180 and encodes 995 amino acids.